This is a messenger RNA of Drosophila hydei, 6413 nucleotides long. RefSeq lists its product as uncharacterized. The transcript is spliced from 2 exons. The record is from RefSeq and is a predicted model, not a curated record. The coding region runs from base 121 to 6390 and encodes 2089 amino acids. Gene Ontology annotation, cellular component: nucleolus. NCBI's taxonomy places the organism in Eukaryota, Metazoa, Arthropoda, Insecta, Diptera, Drosophilidae. Gene Ontology annotation, biological process: maturation of LSU-rRNA from tricistronic rRNA transcript (SSU-rRNA, 5.8S rRNA, LSU-rRNA); maturation of 5.8S rRNA from tricistronic rRNA transcript (SSU-rRNA, 5.8S rRNA, LSU-rRNA).
ACGCAGUGCGCAUUCAUAUAGCACUACACGUGCAUGCCGCAAGUGUGUUUUAUUUUUGUUAAGAGUUUUUAUCAAUUCUCAUUUUUUAUUUAUAAAAAUUGAUGCAAAAGUCACAUAAAGAUGGCCAUACAAACGAAUAAACGAAAAAGAAAACAUGAAGCUGCGGCCGUAGACCAAGUCGACGAUGCCGAAAUAGCGGUACCCAAAAAGGUGCAAAAGGAGUCUGACACGCCAAAACGAAAGGCAAAAGACAGGAAACAUGUUGAGCCAACGAAGGAGCUGCCAGAAGAAGAACCGCAUGGAGAAGAAAAAGAAACAACAAAAAAGAAAAAGAAGAGCAAACACACACAACAGGUAGAUAAGCCAGACGAGGAACUGGAAGAAAGCACUAAUCUACAAGAAGGCCAAGAAGACCAAGAGGAAGAAUAUGAAAGAACAGAUGAAGCAGAGAUUAGUCCCGAUUCGGGCAUUGAGCCAGAAGAGAAACCUCUGCGAUUUCUCAAUGAUUUCAAAAUGAUGAAUUUUCGAAACAAAUUGCUUGGCAAUAAUUUUAUAACAGAGUUGCGGCACUUCCUAUAUAUGUGCCAAAUCCGUCCAAAGAUUGUGGCCAAGUAUAUUGAGAAGCGUGGCAAGCCGUUGGAGCUAGCCGAAGCUUUCAAUCGCAUCGACAAGACCAACGUUCUCCAUUUGGGCUACCUUUGUGAGGCUCUGCAGCGCAUCAUAAUGGAAAUACUCACGAAUCAAAAGGAACACAUGGAAUCGGCUGCGCAUGCUGGCAGAUAUUUUCUCAAAGCUCACGGCUCGCUGUUGGAGCAAUUGUUGCAAUCGGCACAGUUGAGUCAUCGUCGCAAUGCACUCAAAUUGCUGACUGCAAUUGUUUGCGUGGACUCGCAGCUAGGCCGUCAGGUACUCAGCUCCUAUGACAUACUCUCCAACGUGAAGACAAUGGGUGAGAUGCUCUCACAUUCGAAGCACGAUUACAAAAACGAGGAUACAGUACGUAAAGCGUAUAUACACUUUGUGCUCUCCUUUCUGGUGGAUGGCAAUGCGCUGCUCAUUCGCAACAUUCUCGAUCGAGCUCAUCUAAUACGAGAGCUGGUCAAGGGUCUCGUCUAUGAUGAUCAGGUGACUGCCUGUGUCGUGCUCAACACAUUGCGCCAAUAUGUUCUAGAGAAUCCCAACAUAUUGAAGACAAAGAAGGUGCAUGUUUUCGAUUUGGAGUGCUGCAAACAUUUGCGACGCCUCUACGAUUGGGAAGGCCCUCAAGGACUUGUUGCCUGGUAUAGUGGUGGACGCAAGGAAGGCGAAACAGCAGGCAGUUCUGUUCCAGAGGGACGCGAAGCUGUAGCAGCAGCUGUGCAUCGGUUGCUUCUGCUGCUCUUCACCUCUCGCAAGCAUGGCAUCAGCUUUGAUGCGAUGACCAAUUAUCGCCAGAAACACAACAAGCUGCAAGGCAAAAUUCUGGGCACACUUUAUCGUCCAUAUAACGAUCCGCUUAAGAAGGAGCUUAUAUUGAAGACGCUGCAAGCCUGUCCAGAUCUGUGCAGGCAUACUGUACGAAAUUUCUCUUCAAUUGUAAAUCCCAUACGUUUGGCAGCGUCUGAUUUACCAAGUGGCAUUGAAAUGUUAGCCAGUAUCAUUGAAGCUGUGCCAUCGAGCGCUCUGUCUGUCGCCAUGGAUAAGAUGACAUUAACUGACUUUAGUUAUUGGAUCAAGGAGGUGUGCUUGCCCACCGAGGCGUUGCUGCACAUUGUAGGCAAGAAUAUGCUUCGGAGCAAGGAUUUCCAAGUAAGAAUAUCUGUGAAUCGUUUGCUUCUGGCCAUGAUGACGCAGUACAGUAACUAUGUGAGCGCCGUUGCGCUGAAGGAACAGUCGAAACGUGCGGGCAAUUCGUUGCGUAAAUUUAAGUUUGAGCUACUCAAUCAUUUGCUUAUCAAUUUCCCCCCUAUCGAGGGUAUACUGUACUCACUUUUCCUGAGUAUUCAGGAGCGAGCGUCACCAGGAGUGAAUGUACUGGAUCAUCUGUCGGUGACCCUAGAGUUGAUUUUGAUCAUGUGCAAAGAGAAUCGUGCAUUCGUUCACAAAACGAGUCAAAUUCUUGAUUAUUUGGAUGUGUUGCGUCCAUUGUAUGAGACGAACUUUGAUGAGGCGGUCGAGCAGAGCGAGAAUCAAACUGAACUCUUGAGCAAGGUUCAAAAGAUUAAGCUGGAGCUGAAGUCGAUAAAAACGAUUUUGUUGCUCUUUCCACGUUCGCUGCAUCCACAGGAGGAGCUGUUCGAGAAGGUGUUCCGAUCCUUUAUCAAGGCCUAUAUGCAGGACGACGAUUUGGCUGUUAAGACUGAGGCUGGCGAGCUGUUGCACAGUCUGCUGCAGAACACGGGCAUGUUCGAUUCAUCUAGCUAUGAGAUUGAUAUUUGGCUGGAGGCAUUAAUUGGCUUCGAUGGUCAAACUGUGGAUAAUGUGACCAGCAUUUUGCUAACCAUACUUUCACUGGAUCUGGCAGAGGUGGAGCAACUGCCCACACAGAAUGCAGCCGAGCUGGCCAGCAAUGUGGAGAAUCUGCGCAAGCUAUUCAAGCAAAUCGAACAAGGUCAAACGGUCCAGGCGUACGUGGAGACAUUGACACUGAGUAAAAUGAUGCCGUUGCUGUUGCAGGGCGUUGACAUCGAACCGCCGUAUGAUGCCUAUGUGGAGUUGGUUUUUGUGUUGCUCUAUCACUAUCACACGAAACCGGAGCAGGUGCAGCAGUUAUACAGCACACAGCUCUCGGAGCAUGAAUCAUAUAUGCAGGUCGACCAGGUUGCCAAAUUGCCUGCUGGCAUUGCUAACCAUUGGCCACAAUUGGCCCAAUUGCAGCGGGCAGUGCUGGAGUCUUCAACUGAAUCCUUUGAUCACAUAUUCAAGCCGGCAGCUACAGAUAGCGAGCACUUUGAGCUGCAGCUAGAGGAUGGAAACAAAGUGCUGCUGCAGCUUAGUCUGCGGAAUCCACAUCGUAAUAUGAUCUAUGCACACGAUUUGCUGUUUAUGCUCUGUCAGCUGGUUGAGAGCAAACAGCUGAAGGCACAGCAAGCGCAAUUGAUAGCAGAAUGCUUGAUUCGACUGCUGCAAAUAGCCAAGCAGCUAGAUGGUGGGCAGCAAGUGAAGGUACAAGAUGAGCUGGAGAAGGAGCAGCAGGAGGAGUCGCAUACACAACGCUUGCUGCAUUACAUCUAUAGCAUUCGACUAAGUCAACUGCGCGCAACUCACCUGCUCAGCGAGACAAGCGAGACGCAGCUGCAUUAUGUGAGCUGCCUGCGUCGGCUGGCCGAACAUUGUCGUAGCCUGGAGAAAUUUGAUAGCUACACUAGCUACUACAGACAGCAGCUGGUGAUUGGCUUGGAAAUAGCGCUAAAUGAUCCCGCAGCCCUGCAAUCCGCUGCACAACCGGCUCAACUGCUUGAAUGUGUUGGCCUUGUGGAUGCCUUUGAGCUGACCGCCAGCGAAUGUGCCGAAAUGUUGCGGUUGCUCACCAGCAAGCUGCAGGCGAAGGAUUACUUCAUGGCUACCGGCAAGACGAACCAUUACUAUGAGCUUAUGCUGCGUCUAUUGAGACGUCUGGCUCAGCUUGAGCAGCCCAUCGAUUGCAGUCAGUCCAUGUUGCAGCUGCAGAGCUAUUAUGGUGAAUUCUGUGAAAGAGUUCAACUCGCCGAACAACUGGAGCAGCUAGAGUCAGCGCUAUUGGAGUUCCUAAGCAGACAGCAUCAUCAUCUAGCUGGUUGCAAUGAACAAUUCUUCAAGAGCUUCUUCUCCACAUCGAAUCGCAAGCUAAGCAAAUCAGCCAUUCGACUUGCUUGUCUGCUUCUGGAACGGAAUGCGCAGCUGGCUACGACAUUUGCUCAGCUGCUGCCGGAGCAUGUGGAGCAAAAGGAGUUGAUUUAUCCAUUGUUGGAUGUUGUUUUUAAGCGCGGCUAUCAGCUGGAACAGUCGCUGCUGCAGCGUUGCUAUCAAAGCUACAAGAAUGGCAUACUCAAGAGCAUCGAGAAGCCGCAAAAGGCAGCUCUGAUCUACCGUGAGCAUGCAACAGCGAGUGCAUCGCUCAUUGCCAAAUGCAUGCCCAAAUCCGAGUGCCUGGAUUACUGUCAGAAGCAAUUGAAAUUCGAUGCAGUUGAGCUCUUCCAAAUGCGUGUCCUCAACGAGAUUUACAAUCAGGCAUAUGCAAGCAGCAAGGAUGCAGUGCAGCAGUCCAACAUCUUUGUCAGCUAUGUCAAUUUGAAUGUGCAAAUGCUGGCGCUUGAUUUGAAGAAGCAAAGUGUGCAACUGGACAAAUUGGAGCAGUUGGCAUUCCAUUGCUACGAUUGGUGGCAGCGACUGCCUCAACUGGAGCAACAGCAGUUGGAUUGGAGCCGCCUGUUGACAGCUUCCCAUUGGCUCAACUUUUGUCGCAGCUGUCUGAAGCAGGCCAUGCACAUGCCAGAGGAACAGCAUCGUACGCCCGAACAGGCGCACAUCAAUGGACUGCUGCUCAAGUUGUUGGCCUAUCUAUGCGAUCAGCUCUACCAGGAUUACGAUGAAGUGGCGGGAGAGAGUGCAGAUGCCGGUCUACUAUAUGAGAUGGCAUGCACACAUUCGUGCUGCUACGAUCAUUUGCUGGGUGAGCUGACCGAGGUAAAGACACAUUUGUUGCAGCUGCUAGAGACGUUGGCGAGGAAGGCACCGACUGCUCUGCAUAGUGCUCAUAUACCCGUCAUCCUGGGCGCCUAUCAUGCACGUUUAACCCCCGCCGAUCGCUAUGCUUUGGCACUGCUGGAGCACUAUGAACGCUUCGAUGUGGGCUUGGCGCAGUAUCGUCCGUUUAUCUGGGGCGAGAGUGCAGUGGCUCACUAUGCAUUGCGUGCCGUUGACGAGGAUGAGCGUGCCAAGCUGCAGCAGCACGAGACGAACGUGUCGCAGGUGUUGGCUCUAAUUGUGCGUCCAUCCUGUCAAUAUACCAUUGAGAACUUCCCCGUCUGGCGUAUGCUACAUGCCAGUAAACAGUUGCCUGAAUUGCAGUUCCUUAAUCCCGCAACCAAAUCGCAGAGGUUCGGUGAUAAUCUGCUCGAGCAGCGCAUCGAGCAGGGUUGCAAGCAGUUCGAGCAACAUUUGCGUCGAUUGUGUCCCAAGCGCGAGGAGAUCUACGAACACUGCUAUGAUCCAGCCUUUAUGCUGCCCUUGAUGAUGCACUGCUUUGCACCGGAGUCAGCGGUGCGGGCGCAGUGGCCUGUACAGAAUGGAUUACUCGCUGUCAGCUUUUGCGCUUUGUCGUCCUUGGAUAAGGAUAUGAGACUGGCUGCCGCCUGUUGUCAGCAGAGGUAUCGAACCCACUUCGAGCUAUCCAAGUUCUAUGAGAAACCCUUGUGGACGCAGGCUUACGACAACAUACAAUCGGGUCUGGGCGAGCUGCGUGACUCUUGGCUGGCUCAGCGUCGUGUGCAUGGUGGAACACCUCGUGUGCCUUUGAUUCCCGUGCUGUUCAUCGCACACAGCUUUAACAUAAGCACAGAUCCCUCGCACCUGCUGUACAAGCGACUCAUGAUGUAUUUGCAGCUGAAGCAGAGUUUUAACUUUCAGACCAUACCCGAAUUCAAUAUAUUCUUCUACUCCCAGGAGCCGGAGCAUCAGCAGUAUAGAGAGUUCAUUGUCCAGCUGCUGAGCAAUGGCAUCAAAUGCAGCGCUGAUCUCUUUCUGCUCGUUUCCACGAACACAUUCAAGGUGCUGCUCAGCUUCUAUGGCUCCAAUUUGGCCACACUCGACACCAAUCUGCUGCUGCUCUCUGUGCUGUCCACGUGCGUGAAAAUACCUGGCGCUGUGAAGAUUAUGAUGGAGCAUGUAGGCAUUCUAUCCUGGCUAAUGGGUGUCAUACGCGACACACAGUUCCAUCAGUUCGACAUCAUUGAGGGCAUCAUUAGCAUUGUCAAUAAUCUCUGGUAUGCUGUGGCCGCCAGCGAAUCCGAGUUGCCAGACUACACGCAUGUUCAGUUGCGCGUGCAACGUCUGGUGUUGCAGCUGCUGCCGUUGGUCUCGCCGCGCGUCUCCGUACCCGGUCUGGCACGUCUGCUCAAUGUACUGCAAAAGACCGCCGCCGCCUCCAGUGGCCAGUACCGAGCACUGUCUGGCCAGCAGCUGGAGUUGUUGCUCGACUGCGUAUCUCGUCACUGGCCGGAACACACAGAAAGUAUACGCUACUUGCGCAGCUUUGGCGGCACCUAUGCCAGUUCCCGCUCCGAGUACUGCGAUCAAUUGGCCAAUGAUGAAAAGCUGGAUACCCAUUCGGUGUUAGCUCUAUCCAGUCUGCGGCAGUACGUCAGCGACUGGUGGCAAUCGCACAACCGGCAACCGGCAUUGCCAGAUCCAGUCCAGGCCCCGGCUUCUUAGUGGCCUUUUAUAGUUAAAUCUAA